AUGAGCACCCCAGCGCGUACCCUCAUCCGCCGCAUCGCACACUGUACCCCGCGGCCUCUCACCUCGGCACCAUCCCGGCUCUCAAAAACAGCAGCAUUCCCAUCGCCCUUACAAAACUUCACCCAGCAGCAGUUCGCACCACGAUAUCAGAGAACAAUGUCAACCACAACCACCACCGCCGCGCCCACGCCGCGCUUCUCCAAGGGCUCCGACGAGUCUUCCCUCUCCUCGACGCUCCAGACGCUGCUGGGACAGGGCCGGGGCUGGGCGCUCGUCAACGACGGUGAGGCCGUCGAGCGGAGCUUCAAGUUCAAGAACUUUGCAAAGACGUGGGUCUACAACACAACCUUUAUCCGGUGGACGACACAUGUUCCCAAGGGCCUGUCUGACAAGGACCUCAAGCUCGCUCUCAUCUGCGACGUGCUGGCAAAGGACUUUGGCGAGGUCGAGGUGCCGGCUUCCGAGGCAACCACUGGCACAGAGGCCGUGAGCUGCGGCAUCCGGGGUUUGGCUGACAAGGCGGCGGGCACGGCUGGGGACUGCUGCACGCCGAAGAAGUGA
Colletotrichum abscissum is the source of this 561-nucleotide messenger RNA. RefSeq names its product pterin 4 alpha carbinolamine dehydratase. NCBI's taxonomy places the organism in Eukaryota, Fungi, Ascomycota, Sordariomycetes, Glomerellales, Glomerellaceae. Gene Ontology annotation, molecular function: 4-alpha-hydroxytetrahydrobiopterin dehydratase activity. The transcript has 2 exons. Gene Ontology annotation, biological process: tetrahydrobiopterin biosynthetic process. The record is from RefSeq and is a predicted model, not a curated record. The coding region runs from base 1 to 561 and encodes 186 amino acids.